Messenger RNA from Prunus avium (sweet cherry), 920 nucleotides. NCBI's taxonomy places the organism in Eukaryota, Viridiplantae, Streptophyta, Magnoliopsida, Rosales, Rosaceae. The record is from RefSeq and is a predicted model, not a curated record.
GGUUAUUAAAGUGUAUCCCAAUCCAGCUCCUAUGAGUAAGAAGGAAAAGGAAUCUUUAUCUAUAUAGAAGGCUCGCAAGUAACACAUCAUCUCUGAGAGGGAGACAUAAUUCGCAGAGUUAGGGCUAGGCCGGUACCCUCGAGUAUUCUCCUCCAUGUUCACUAGGCUAGGCAGAAAUGAUUCAAGCAUUCAUCCAAUCGAGUAUCCUCUGAAUCGAAUAUCGGAUUUGCCGGAUUCGAUUGUGCAGAAAAUCCUCUGUCGAUUGCGUGCCCAUGAAGAUGCUGUCCGCAUGAGCUUCGUGUCGAAAACAUGGCAAACCCUAUGGAGCUCACUACCAGCCUACCAUUUUGAUUUCAAUUCUGAUACGGGACAACCCAUCUCUUAUUAUUAUCAAGCAGGCCGGUAUCCUAAAAGGAAAAGGUCUGCCGCCACCGCACUGGACGAAUCGCUGCGAAUGCUCCAUGAGUAUGACGAUGAUCAGAAAAAGAUAAUCAAUUACUUUAGGCUGAGAGGGAGAGCUCCUUUGCAAAGCCAAGCCUGGAAUGUCGACCGUUGGAUCAAGCUGGUAACCAAACACUUUGUCAAAGAGCUACAUCUCCGCUUCAGUUAUGUUGCCGGGGUCCCAAGGUAUCGUUUUCCUCCUGCAAGCUUUGAUGUUGGGUCCUUAGUUGUGUUGAGUUUAAGCCAUUGUGUUUUGGACCAAGCUUUGGUUCAAGAGGGGAGGAGGUUUUGUUGCCUAAAAGAGCUUAGUUUUUCUUAUGUUGAUUUGAAUGGGCUAGUCACGGACCUCCUUUCUAGAUGCCCUUCACUUGAAACACUGGAAUUCUACCAGUGCGAAAACACUCAGCAUACUCAACUUGGUGAUCUUACAAAACCGAUCAAGACGGUGAACAUUGAAUUUUGAACUCAAUUUUGUUAUC